GAUGGGGUUGCUGCUUGCAAGUGUCGAAGACUGCUUUCCGGACGGCUGGUCUUCUCCGAGUGCAAAUUCAGAGGUGAAAGCACGGUCGUCCUCGGAGUUGUCCUCGGAUAGCGCUACCAACUGUGGGGAAGAUAAAGAAGAUUCUGCAAGAACUACAUCGAAUUCAAACGCGUGGAGUGACUUUGAGCCACUGCUUCGCGACCUGCACAAUGCGCUUUACGACUUUCACCUCUGGACGCUGUCUCUGCCGCCUCAGGCUGCUGUCGAGCCCAGGAAGGACGGUCGUGCCCGCACAAAAAACGUCGAAGCUGCCGUGGCGUCUUCUGCGGACCGUCCGUCUGCCCCCAGCGGCACCACCACUGCGAGGACUCAUGGCGAUCUAUUGCAGAGGUAUUUCGGAGGCGCCAUUCUCGAUGGUUCUUCACAAACAACUUCAACUCAAGGAACGUAUAGAAGCUUUGACUCACGUCAUGAUGUAAGAGAAUCCUCCUCAAUAGUGAAAAAUAGUAGUUCUCGGCGACAUCUUAAACCUGAUCUUUUUCUGUUGUGUUUCAAGCGAAUGCGACGCGUGGCACGGGCUUUGCUGACCAAUAAGCUAUGUGCUGCCCCCGAGGCAGAAAGAAUCUUGCAGCACUUCCUCAAUGUACUCGAAAGCGGCAGAAGCGGAGCUCUCACCGCAGCGGCACUGUGGCACGCGCUCUUUCCCGAGGCUGGCUCUGGCUGCGCGUCCGAAGAAGGAGUUUUAAGAUGGCGUAUGCCCUCACCCAGAGCGUCGACACCAUUUCGCUGUAACGACAAUGAAGCGUUUCAAUUUCAAGUCAACCGGGAGAGCCUUGCUGCGCUGCUUAUAUCGGCUUUUCCUGAGCGUAUGAUGAUGGGCCAAACUCUGGCGACCGUCCAGCCAGCGGGACAGGAAAGUUACGAGAGCAUGCGAAAGAUUAUCGAAAGUAGGUGCCCUGGAGAGAAGAUAAACGCGAUUACUUCAUGCUGGAAAGACAUGGUGCAGAUCCCGCUCGGAAGUGGGACUGCUGGAAGCCAGAACGCAUGGCCCGUGAAAUGGCUUUAUCAACGGUCGUCUUCGCACUCAGAUCAUUCGUCGUCGAAGCAAAAGCAUUCUCCUUUAGUGGAUGCAGCGAGGAGAAGUUUAUUUUUCGAAGACUCAAUGCGGCAGAAUGAGUCACUCUCCCAGCUCUUCACGGAUUCAGGGUAUCGCGUGCAGGGUGUAUACGCUGACAUACAAGGGCCGGGCGACAUAAUUCGACGGAAAAAUCGGAGGACCGGGAAAACAUCAUGCGAG
Messenger RNA from Amoebophrya sp. A120, 1297 nucleotides. The record is from the annotation of a GenBank genome assembly. Lineage: Eukaryota; Dinophyceae; Syndiniales; Amoebophryaceae.